GAGAGUAGUACAGUGGACAGGCUAAUUCGUGGGAUAACCUCAUUGUGUCGACAUGGUCUGCGAGCAAGAGAUGUUGGUUGACAAAGUCUGCGAGCUGUAUGAUCAAAUUUCGAGGCUAGAGAGCCUGAAGCCCUGCAAAAAUGUCGACAUGCUUUUUACCCAACUCGUGCUCACAUGCAUGCCACCCAUCCCCAUCGAUGUCACCAAGCUCAGCUCCCGCGUGCAACAAAUUCGAUCCAAACUUAUAAGAAUCUGCGGUGAGGCUGAGGGCCUCUUGGAGAGCCACUACUCCUCCAUCCUAGCCUCCCACCACGACCCUCUCCGUCAUCUCCACCUCUUCCCCUACCAUUCCAAUUACCUCAAGCUCAGCCUCCUCGAGUUCAGCAUCCUCAGCCAACACUUCCCCCAUGUCCCCUCCAAGAUUGCCUUCAUCGGCUCCGGCCCCCUCCCUCUCACUUCCAUCGUCUUGGCCUCCAAUCACCUCCCCGCCACCCUUUUUCACAACUACGACCUCGACCCCGUAGCCAAUUCCAAGGCCGCGCGCUUGGUUUCUUCUCAUCCCGACCUGUCCAAGCGCAUGGUGUUCCACACCCGCGAUGUCUUGCAGGCUUCCGAGGAGUUGCAGGACUACGAGGUGGUUUACCUGGCGGCUCUCGUGGGGAUGGGCAGAGAGGAGAAGACUCGGAUCAUUGAUCAUUUGGCCAAGUACAUGGCCCCUGACGCGCUUCUGUUGCUGAGGAGUGCUCAUGGGGCUCGGGCUUUCCUGUACCCUGUGGUUGACCCUCGCGAUCUCGCUGGCUUUGAGGUUCUCUCGGUGUUCCACCCCACCGAUGACGUUAUCAAUUCAAUAGUCGUUGCUCGUAAGUGUGCCGUGCCCGUGCCUUCGCAACACCUUGCCUCUGUCAUGCUCCUCGACCUCCAUGACCUCAACCAUGGCGACAUGAUUGGUGAGGGAUUAUUGCGCGCUCACGUCGAGGAAGACUGAAUCUUCCCCCCUCCCUGUCCCGUCAUCUUCUGUUGUCGCCCUACGUGUUUGACUUAACAGUUUCAGUCAUGUCUGACUGGUUUGUGUAUCAUCUAUAUAGUUAUCGCUAGCAAUUGCUAUGCAUAUACGUAUAUGUCCUCGUGAUGUUUAUGAUUUUUCAGACAAAUAAAAAGAUUGUUACGUGUUCAGAUCGUCA
Molecule: messenger RNA, 1181 nt
Organism: Prosopis cineraria
Lineage: Eukaryota; Viridiplantae; Streptophyta; Magnoliopsida; Fabales; Fabaceae
Product: nicotianamine synthase-like
Exons: 1
Coding region: 53-985 (310 amino acids)
Biological process (GO): nicotianamine biosynthetic process
Molecular function (GO): nicotianamine synthase activity
Source: RefSeq, a predicted model, not a curated record